This is a messenger RNA of Nicotiana tabacum (common tobacco), 2982 nucleotides long. Its product is annotated as F-box/LRR-repeat protein 15. NCBI's taxonomy places the organism in Eukaryota, Viridiplantae, Streptophyta, Magnoliopsida, Solanales, Solanaceae. The record is from RefSeq and is a predicted model, not a curated record. Gene Ontology annotation, molecular function: protein binding.
GUGAGAGAAUGUUGAAUGUUAAUUUAAAUUUAGGGUUGAGUGAAGAGGCUUCUUCGUCCUCAACAGUGCAGAAAGAGGAUCCUGAUCGUGAUUCCUGUAGUAAAAGGCCCAAAGUUAACUCAUUUUCGCUGGAUUGGGACAACCACUUGUUGCAGGAGACGAGUUACCUUUGUCCUAUGAACGAGGGUGGUGGAGAUAUGAGUUUGUCCAACUUUCUUGAUGCUACAGAUGAUAAGGGGAAAGAUAUUGGCAUCUCAAAAAUGGAGGAUUUAGAUGUGCGGAUGGAUCUUACUGAUGACUUGUUGCAUAUGGUAUUCUCUUUCUUGGACCAUAUUGAUCUCUGUCGAGCUGCAAGUGUUUGUAGGCAGUGGAGAGCAGCUAGCUCUCAUGAAGAUUUUUGGCGGUAUCUCAAUUUUGAGAACAAGCAGAUUUCCUCAGAUCAAUUUGAGGAUAUGUGUCGACGAUACCCAAAUGCAACAGCUGUUAAUUUAUAUGGAACUCUUAAUAUUCAUCCACUAGCAAUGAAAGCGGUUUCCUCAUUAAGAAAUCUUGAAGCUCUGACUUUGGGUAGAGGUCAGCUGGGAGAAACAUUUUUCCAGGCCUUAACGGACUGCCAUAUGUUGAAGAGCUUGACUGUUAAUGAUGCUACUCUUGGAAAUGGUAUUCAGGAGAUACCUAUUUAUCAUGACAGAUUGCGUCUUCUGCAGCUCGUGAAGUGUCGUGUGCUUCGAGUUUCUGUCAGGUGUCCGCAGCUUGAAACGUUGUCACUCAAGCGCAGUAGCAUGCCACAUGCCGUGCUUAAUUGCCCACUUUUACAUGACCUUGAUAUAGCUUCAUGUCACAAGCUUUCAGAUGCCGCUAUUCGCUCAGCAGCAACAGCAUGCCCUCUUUUAGAGUCUUUGGAUAUGUCAAAUUGUUCAUGUGUUAGUGAUGAAACACUGCGAGAAAUAGCUCAAACUUGUGCAAGUCUUCGAGUUCUAGAUGCUUCAUACUGCCCUAACAUUUCUCUUGAGUCUGUGAGGCUGGUUAUGUUGACUGUUCUCAAGCUUCACAGUUGUGAGGGCAUAACAUCAGCUUCCAUGGCUGCCAUAGCCCAUAGCUAUAUGUUAGAGGUUCUAGAGCUUGAUAAUUGCAGUUUAUUAACAUCAGUGUCCUUGGAUCUUCCUCGCCUUCAGAACAUCAGACUCGUACAUUGUCGCAAGUUUAUUGACCUCAACUUGCAUAGUGGCAUGUUAUCAUCAAUUACUGUUUCUAAUUGCCCACUGCUCCAACGAAUCAAUAUAACUUCAAGUGCACUCAAAAAAUUAGUUUUGCAGAAGCAAGAAAGCUUGACAACAAUUACAUUGCAGUGCCUGAAUUUGCUAGAAGUAGACCUUACUGAGUGCGAAUCGCUCACCAAUUCUAUCUGUGAAGUUUUCAGCGAUGGUGGUGGCUGUCCUGUGCUUAAAUCCUUAAUUCUAGAUAAUUGCGAGAGCUUGACAGCUGUGGCUUUCUGCAGCACUUCUUUGGUUUCUCUCUCACUUGCUGGUUGCCGUGCUUUAAUUUCUCUUCAACUCAGGUGCUCUUAUCUUGAGCAAGUCUCUUUAGAUGGUUGUGAUCAUCUUGAAAUAGCAUCUUUUUCCCCAGUUGGUCUUCGGUCACUUAAUCUCGGUAUAUGCCCCAAAAUGAGUGUGCUCAAUAUCGAAGCUCCACAAAUGGCUUCACUUGAGCUGAAGGGCUGUGGUGUGCUAUCUGAAGCAUCCAUUAAUUGCCCUCUCUUGACCUCUUUUGAUGCUUCAUUCUGCAGCCAACUCAAGGAUGACUGUUUAUCUGCCACGACCUCAUCAUGCCCCCUUAUCGAGUCAUUAAUACUAAUGUCAUGUCCAUCUGUUGGCUGUGAUGGACUGCUCUCUUUGCAUUCCCUCCCAAACUUGACCUACCUUGAUCUAUCCUACACAUUUUUGGUUAACUUGCAGCCUGUUUAUGAAUCAUGCUUGCGAUUAAAGGUCCUAAAAUUGCAAGCAUGCAAGUAUCUCACCGAUACAUCUUUGGAACCUCUUUACAAAGACAAUGCUCUCCCAGCCCUUUGUGAGUUGGAUUUGUCAUAUGGGACGCUGUGCCAAUCAGCCAUUGAGGAAUUGCUUGCUUGCUGCACACAUUUGACUCAUGUCAGCUUGAAUGGAUGUGUUAAUAUGCAUGAUUUGAACUGGGGAUUUACUGGUGACCAACGGUCGCGUAUACCCAGUGUUGGUAUAGCACCUCAUGGAUCUUCCUUGGUAGAACAACAUUUUCCAAAUGAACAACCAAAGCGUUUGCUAGAGAACCUAAAUUGUGUAGGUUGCCCAAAUAUAAAAAAGGUGGUUAUUCCGAUGGCACAAGGUUUCCUUUUGUCAUCAUUAAACCUUUCCCUGUCUGCGAAUUUGAAGGAGGUUGAUAUAGCUUGUUACAACCUGUGCUUUCUCAAUUUGAGCAACUGUUGUUCACUGGAAUCGUUGCAACUGGAAUGUCCAAGAUUGAGUAGCCUCUUUCUUCAGUCCUGCAACAUUGACGAGGAAGCUGUUGAAGCUGCAAUUUCACGAUGUACCAUGCUUGAGACACUGGAUGUACGCUUUUGUCCCAAGAUUUGCCCACCGAGCAUGGGGAGGUUACGUGCUGCAUGUCCCAGCUUAAAACGCAUCUUUAGCAGCUUAGUCCCAUCGUGAGGCAAUGAAAUAUUGGAUAUGUUUGUGUUGACGGGUAAUUCAGCAACAUGUAUAACUACAGAGGUUUAUAUUUUAUGUAUAGUUAACUAUUUAUAUUAUUGUGGUUGCUGAAUGCACAACGAGCUGUAAACAUAAGAAUGCCACAUGUUUUUGGCAUUGGCUUUCGCAUUGUAUGUUUUGGUUAACGCAAUAGACGCAACUUCAGUGCCAGCCCAAGGAAAGAGAAGGGUUAUAAAUAAAUGUAAAACUUGUUAUGAUGGUAUGGAUGAAAUAUGAAUUAACUAAUAGUGGUCGUACGCAA